AUGGCCCUGGCAGCCUCCCUGGCUGAGCUGCGCACUGAGGCCUGCUGCCCCUUGUGCCACGAUUUCCUGCAGGAGCCUGUGACCCUGGAAUGUGGCCACAACUGCUGUGGCUCGUGCCUGCAGCAGCGCUGGGAGCAUCUGCACGACGUCCUGCCCUGCCCCGUGUGCCUGCACCCCUGCACAGAUGGGCACCCCCAGAAGAACACGCAGCUGGGGGACUUGAUUGACCUGGUCCAGCAGAUUCUGUGCAUGAGGGAGACGAACAGUGACGACCUGGAGCUGCUGUGUGGCCAGUGCGGUGAAUCCCCUGAACACCAGGCCCAUGACCUGAUGCCCAUUGUAGAAGCUGCUGCUCAUCACAGGCAGAAGCUCAAGAGCUGCCUAGGGCAGCUGGGAGAGCAGCUGGAGGAAGCAGUGAGGGCCUUGGAAAGGAACGACGCCGAGUUCACCGAGCUGAAAGGCCAAUUGAAACUGCAGAAGCAAAAUGUGACCCAAGAAGGCAGCCAAUUGGCGCAGUUCUUGAGGAAACAGGACUAUUCCAUGGGGAAGAAGCUGGUUCACCAAAAAGCCGGUAUUUACCGACACGACGCUGCAGCCCUGCACCUGGCCUGGAGGCAGCACCAGAGUCUGGGGUUCCCUGAGGCCCCUUCCUUGGAGCACAAAGGGGAGAGUCUCUCUCUGCCCCCCAGCUACAUCGGCUUGGACAACAUGAGGGCCAAGUUCCAGGUGCACCUGAUGCUGGACCCUGAGACUGCUCACUCGGAUCUCUUGAUCUCCCACCAGACAACCGCCAGCUACUGCCAGGAGGGCGCCCAGCCCAGCCCCGGGAUGCGCCCCAGUGCCUUCACCUCCCGCGUGGCUGUCCUGGGGGCCCCGGGCUUUGGGGGCGGCAGGCACUUCUGGCAGGUGGAGAUCCGCGGCUUGGGGGUCUGGUGUCUGGGCGUGUGCACCGAGGCCUUCUCCAGGGACACUUGGGCCGCGCAGACCCCAGCAAUGGCUGCUGGCAGAUGUGUGGUCUAUGGUGAAAAGAAGGUGGGAAGAAAAAUCCCCAGCAAUCAGACAUCUGACAAGACUUUUAUUCUAUUCCCAGCACUCAGUAUUGUGGUAACAGGCAUUCUCUUAAUCAAGCACACUGAGACCAUCUACGCUUUUGAACCUCUGCCCAUGAUGAACAUCAUUUCCUGUGAUGAGUGUCAGAAAGUGGGCCUUGUUGUCAGGGGAGGCAUCGCACUGGCCACACAGCAGUUCCAAGUCAUCCUCGCAGAACAGGCUCAGAACAUGUGCAACGCUGGGAGCACCUUGCAGAACAUCCUGCCAUGCCCCAUGUGCCUGCACCCCUGCACAGAUGGGCACCCCCAGAAGAACAACACGCAGCUGGGGCACAUGGGCUGA
Suncus etruscus (white-toothed pygmy shrew) is the source of this 1392-nucleotide messenger RNA. RefSeq names its product tripartite motif-containing protein 75-like. NCBI's taxonomy places the organism in Eukaryota, Metazoa, Chordata, Mammalia, Eulipotyphla, Soricidae. The record is from RefSeq and is a predicted model, not a curated record. The transcript is spliced from 6 exons. Bases 1 to 1392 code for a protein of 463 amino acids.